Messenger RNA from Mauremys mutica (yellowpond turtle), 3657 nucleotides. RefSeq names its product solute carrier family 29 member 2 (gene SLC29A2). Gene Ontology annotation, molecular function: nucleoside transmembrane transporter activity. The transcript has 13 exons. The record is from RefSeq and is a predicted model, not a curated record. Lineage: Eukaryota; Metazoa; Chordata; Testudines; Geoemydidae. Bases 173 to 1789 code for a protein of 538 amino acids. Gene Ontology annotation, cellular component: plasma membrane; basolateral plasma membrane. Gene Ontology annotation, biological process: guanine transport; hypoxanthine transport; thymine transport.
UCCGCGCGGGAGCGGGACUAGCCCAGGCUGAACCUGCCGCGCCUCCCGCCGCUGCUGCGUGUCCCGUGGGGGUGUCAGUGGCGCCCCCGGCGGGCGGGCGGGUAGGGCCGCGGGGGUCCGGCCCCUUCUCUGGGGGGCCCCGGGGGCGGGGCGAGGCGGCCCCGGCGGAUGGAUGAGCUGCUGGGCUGUUCCCGGCGCAGACCCGCCGCCGCCGCCGCAUGGAGACCGGGCCGCGCUAGCAGGUGCUUCAGGGAACCAGCCAGGGCUGUCCACUGCCCCCUCACUCCCCACAAGGCCCGGAGACAUCCCCCGCAGCACCCAGAUGGCUCGACAGGACAUACCCAAGGACCAGUUUCAUGCUGUGGGAAUCAUCUUCUUCAUCUUGGGUCUGGGCACCCUCCUGCCCUGGAACUUCUUCAUCACGGCCAUCCCGUAUUUCCAGGCCCGGCUCAUUGUGGGGACCAGCUCGACCGUGGGCCUGGGUGGGAACAGCUCUGGGACACAGCAGGACCCAGCCCACGAUUUCAACUUCAACAACUGGCUGACGCUGCUCUCACAGCUCCCGCUGCUGCUCUUCACCCUGCUCAACUCCUUCCUCUACCAAUGCAUCCCGGACAAGGUGCGGGUCCUCGGCAGCAUGAGUGGCAUCCUCCUCCUCUUCAUCCUCACGGCCGUGCUGGUCAGGGUGGAAAUGCCCCCCCACAGCUUCUUCUCCAUCACCAUAAGCUCAGUGUGGUUCAUUAACUCAUUCUGCGCCGUCCUGCAAGGCAGCCUGUUCGGGCAGCUGGGCACCCUGCCCCAGGGCUACAGCACUCUCUUCCUGAGCGGCCAGGGCAUGGCCGGGACCUUUGCCGCCAGUGCCAUGCUGCUCUCCAUGGCUAGUGGUGCGGAUGCGCAGACGUCUGCCCUGAGCUACUUCAUCACCCCCUGUGUCGGGACCCUGAUCUCCAUUGUCUGCUAUCUGGUGCUGCCCCGUAUGGCCUUCUUCCAUCACUACCUGGAGCGGAGUUGGCAGCGUGACCCAUGCAAUGAGCUGGAGACCAAGGCUGGGCUGCUGGGCCCCGAGGAACAGAGUGGGGAACAGUCGGAGAGGCCUGGGGAGGAGCCACAGGGCCCGGAGAAGCCAAUGCUGGGAAUGGCCAACGGGACACUCAGGACAUUGGAGGAGAUCAGUGUGGAGAGCCCCGGGAAGGGAGCCUUCGCCCUGCACAAUGGGACAGCCACCAGUGCCCAAAACGGGGGGCCGGGACCAGAGAGACCUUCAGUGUUCAGUGUGCUCCGAAAGAUCUGGCUGCUGGCACUCUGCAUUGUCAUGGUUUUCACUGUCACCCUAUCCGUGUUCCCUGCCAUCACUGCCACCGUCACCAGCACCUCGGAGAGCAAGCAGUGGAGUGAGUUCUUCACCCCUGUUUGCUGCUUCCUGUUGUUCAACAUGAUGGACUGGCUGGGCCGCAGCAUCACCUCAUACUGCCUCUGGCCAGAGAAGAGACUAUGGCUACUGCCCCUGCUGGUGGGCCUGCGCUUCCUGUUUGUGCCCCUGCUGAUGCUGUGCCAGGCCGAGCCCCGCACCCGCCUGCCCGUGCUCUUCCACCAUGACGCCUGGUUCAUCCUCUUCAUGCUGCCUUUCUCGCUCUCCAAUGGCUACUUUGUCUCGCUCACCAUGUGCCUCGCCCCCAAGCAGGUGCUGCCACAGGAGAGUGAGCUGGCCGGAGCCAUCAUGACCUUCUUCUUGGCACUAGGGCUGUCAUGUGGGGCUGGGCUCUCCUUCCUCCUCAAGGCCCUGCUGUGAGCCCCCCUCAGAUCCGUCCCUUCAUCUUCCAGCAGCUCGUCUGAGUGCACCAUCAAACUGGGGGGCUUAGAAUGGGAGGGAUGGGGGGACUUUGCAUAGGAGGGGGGGGCUGGUACCUCCUGACUUCCUCCUUUCUUUCCAUAGGCAUCAUCUCAGCCUGGUGGGUGUAAAGAUUAGUGUCCCACCCCAGUCUCCUGUUGCAAGGGGUUGCCAUCAGGGGUUGCCCCCCCAGCCCCAUUCUGCUCCCCACCACUGUUCUAUAUGAAUUCCAGCAAAGGGAAUGUCUAUAGACUGGUGUGGCGGAGGAGGAAAGGGUUAAUGUAAAGAGGUAUCUGGGGUUUUAAUGUAUUUAUUUGUGGGGCUCCUGGGCUGAUUUUGGCUGGCUCCUGAGCCCAGGUGCGGGGCUGAGCCCCAUGCGGCGCCUUGGGCUACACAAAGGACACCACCGCAUACCACUUUGCCUGGAGAGUCAGACAGAGCCCAGGACUCCUGGGUUCUGUCUCCAACUCCUGCCCCUUCGCCCUGGGGUUGAGGAAGGGGAGGACCCCAAGGGUUGCUGGGGCUUUGCCUCUGCUGCAGAAACGCACAUCCAAGCCAGACUGCUGGCUGGGCUCUAAAGGGUUAAAUAUCCCCUCUCUCCUGACCCCCAUACGGGUCCUAGCUCCUGGAUGGUGGCUACUGCCCUUCAGAAGGAAUAUUGCCUAAUGGGUAGGACAGGAGAUGGGAGCAAGGACACCUGGGUUCUGUCCACAGCUCUGGGAGGCGCGUGCUGGCCACUUGAUUGUAAACGCUUUGGGGCAAGGUCUUGUCUGUGCUCUGAAGUGCCUACUGUGCACUAGGUUAGUGGUUCCUAAACUUCCCUUUCACACAGCAAGCUUCUGAGUGCGACCCUUGCCCCCUUAUACAUUAAAAACACUUUAUGUAUUUAACACCAUUAUAAAUGCUGGAGGUUUGCGGGUGGAGGCUGAGCGCUCGCGACCCCCCCCCAUGUAAUAACCUCACGACGACCCCCAGUUUGAGGGGGGAAAAACCCUGCCUUAGGUGCUAGAUAAAUAAUAGUAGUUAGAGUAGGUGUGGCUGAGAACCAGGACUCCUGGGUUCUACUCGUGGCUCGGGGAGGGGCUGAGAGCCGGUCACUUUAGGGGAAACUGACGCAUAUUCUGUCCCUUAGUGGAAGGUGCUGAAGGACAAUAAUCUCAUGGACUGGAUAAGGGGCUUCCCUCCUCAACCCCUGCUGACCCCAGUUCUUGAGCCUGCCAGCCAGGUCUCCAUUAGCACCCCCAGGGCUGGCACAUCUCCUCCCGGCAGUGCCCUAAGAAGGGAAAGAAACCUCUUUUGUUAUUAACUCUCUAGUGUGUCAAGGGUUCAUUUCUUCACUGGAACCUCUGCCCCUUUGUGUCUCCCCCAGAUUCUUCUCUCCACCUUUAGGACCUUAUGGUGGUUAGAUCCGCCAGCCAAAGGAGCGAUUCCUCUAGCAGCCAUGGCCCAGCCGCUAGUAGGCGGCUUUGUGCUACUGGAAGAGCUCAAGGGCGGCUCGUGGGCAGGUCUGGCGACUCAGCAGCCCUGGCUUUGGUUCCCUGCUGUGCCCCGGAUUCCCUGUGUGACCUUGAGCACGUCCCUUAGCCUCUCUGUGCCUCAAUUUCCCCAUCUGUAGAAUGGAGACAUUAGCACUGCCCUGGCCUCCCCAGUGCAUGAGGACAUAUUCAGUUCAUGUUGCGAAGCGCCCAGAUAUCAUGGUGGCAGGUGCUAUAGAAAUCCCUGUCGGAGAGAGAAGGACAUGGUGGCGUUUUUCCCGUUUGGCUUUAUUGUGUGCAUGGGGCUGGGGGGGGGGCUGUUUUAUUGUAUUUCAUUGCCUGCUUUUGGCUCUU